Molecule: messenger RNA, 867 nt
Organism: Cordyceps fumosorosea ARSEF 2679
Lineage: Eukaryota; Fungi; Ascomycota; Sordariomycetes; Hypocreales; Cordycipitaceae
Exons: 2
Coding region: 1-867 (288 amino acids)
Source: RefSeq, a predicted model, not a curated record
AUGGCUGCCAAUCCUCCGUGGCGCAUCCCGCAGCAGGUCAUCAUCCCCUUGAGCAUUCUCAUGAUCAUCUUUGCCACCUUUUCCUUUACCGGAUACCACAGCCCGUUUCGAGAGGGUGGCCAAGCCAAGCUGUUCACCACCAGUCGCACGCCAACCGAGGAACACUUUCUCAACCUUCGCAAGCGAGCCAGCCACUGGAGCUACCACCCCCUCCACGUCGUCCCCGCCAUCAUCUGGUCCCUCGCCAUGCCCCUGCAGCACCACGACCGCUUCCGCCUGCGCUUCCCCCUCCUCCACCGCCUCGCCGGCUACCUCAUCCUCCUCCUCUCCCUCCUCCUUAGCCUCACCGGCUACCUCUUCUUCUUCACCUCCAACGCCUACACGCACCCCAACCUCUUCCACCUCCACGCCCUCCCCGGCCUCCCCUCCCCCCUCCUCCGCUGGCCGACCUUUGAGCUCACCCUCUGGCUCAUCGCGCCCUUUUACUGGCUCACCAUCUACAAGACCGCCGCCGCCGCGCGCGCGCGCGACUUCCCCCGGCACCGCCGGUGGGCGGUGCUGCACACCAUCUGCGCCAGCUUCAUCAGCGUGGAGCGCGUGAGCCUGGUGGUGCUGCUAGGGGCUGGGUUCGCGACGAGUUUUCUGCCGCGAGAGGCGGUGCAUGGGUUCUUCGGCGUCGGGAGGGGGGUGGAGGAGAUGGCGGAGGCGGAGAUGGCCGUGUUUGCGCUGGCGAACACGAUGACGCACGUGGUGAUACUGUCGUGGCUGGCGUACGAGUGCGCAAGGGCUGGAUACUUUGACGCCGCCAAGGGCUAUCUGUCGUCCCGGGCGGAGGACAGGAGGGUGCUAGACAAGAAGGUGGAGUGA